Messenger RNA from Drosophila busckii, 1275 nucleotides. RefSeq lists its product as uncharacterized. The coding region runs from base 65 to 1171 and encodes 368 amino acids. Gene Ontology annotation, cellular component: nucleus. Gene Ontology annotation, molecular function: zinc ion binding. The record is from RefSeq and is a predicted model, not a curated record. NCBI's taxonomy places the organism in Eukaryota, Metazoa, Arthropoda, Insecta, Diptera, Drosophilidae. The transcript is spliced from 2 exons.
AAUUCCAUUGCAUCGCGUCCUUGUGCAUGUUUUUUUUUUUUAUAAUCUGUGUUUUGUGUUGAAAAUGAUGACUUUUUGUCGUUUGUGUCUUGCAAAGGAUGGUAAUUUCCUAGCUUUUAAUAGCCCAGUGGCCCUUAGAAUAAUGACAUGCACUGGAGUGGAAGUAGAUACAAAUGAUGCACUUCCACAACUUCUGUGCCACACCUGCCGCUUGCGUAUCGAGGAGUUCUAUCAUUAUCGCAAACGAUGUCAAGCCGUUGAUAGACAUUUGCGGCGCCUUAAGCGACAGGGCAGGCUCAACAGUGAUUGUCCUGCUAAAGAUCUGUAUGCUGUGGAUGAAGAGGAUGAGAUUAACUUGAAGGAUGUGGUGCAGUGCAAACUUACGGCAUGCUAUGAGAGUAAUGCCAAAUGGCGCAAGCAGGCAGGGAAGCAAAUACGUACUGAGAUGGAUGCCUACAAAAAGGAAUUACUUGCAAUGUGUAGGCAACAGGUUCGCGAGGAGAUAGAGCAAGAGACGCGUGAGGAAAUGGAAAAGAUGCUACUGGCGAAGGCUAGAAAAGAAUGCCGUUUAAGUAUACUGGAUGACGUUUUCUACGAGCUAGAAACAUUUUUUGUAAACAAACGCAACCAAACAUUACGUGAGGAGAUAUAUGUCCCGACAGCCUGUGAAGCUGACCCAGAAAAUGAUACUACCACAAUGGAUGAAGAUAUGGAAAAUAAUGAAGUACCUGAACCACUUGCCGAAUACACAGGCCUCGAGCCAAAUAUUGUUUCAGUGGUAGAACUCCUAGAUGACGAAGCAACUCCACAAACAACUACUAAUACCCAGCCUGAGCAAACCGUUUCCAUUGAUCAGACUGCGAAGCCGUCUACUCCGAUGAAAACAAUACCAAUGGUGGAAAUCAACAUGAACAAUGGAGUUCAUCUGAGGCACUUGCGAGACGAUAUGCAUAGCUCCAUUCUUCCAACCUUACAAGCUACAAAUACACUUACAUCGCCAAAAGUUAAGACUGCUAGAGCUCUACCCAAUCGUAGGAAAACCAUACAUUUCAGUAAUCCCAUAUGCCGCAAGCACAGUUUGAAAAAUAAGCAUCGGUCUUCCUUCUUUAUAGAGUCAGAUUGUGUUAAAUGCCGCUUAAGAAAUGGGCAGGCUAAGCCGACCACACCAUAAAGCGACACUUUCGUUUAUUAGAAAUAUUUUUAACCACAUAUACUAUUUUUUUUUAAGUAAUAUAUUCAUAUGGAUUUCAAACUUAAAAUACAAUGAGUAAUAAA